Molecule: messenger RNA, 1111 nt
Organism: Thecamonas trahens ATCC 50062
Lineage: Eukaryota; Apusomonadida; Apusomonadidae
Exons: 2
Coding region: 1-723 (240 amino acids)
Cellular component (GO): cytoplasm
Molecular function (GO): calcium ion sensor activity
Source: RefSeq, a predicted model, not a curated record
AUGCGGGUCGACGUGGUGCUCCUACGCGACAUCCUCUUCCGACAGAGCGCACAGAGCCAAAGCGAACACUCGAACAAACUCAACGUGGACGCACGUGCCGAGGCGGCUCGGCUGUACGACUCGAUGUACACAACCGAAGGCCUCGCCGGCUUGCAGUACUGGUUCUCUCUCCGUGCGACAAAAAAGCUGGUGGGCGCAUCAUCGGUGCUGACCUUUGGAGAGGACGAGUUUGUGCUGUUUGGUCGCGAGGUGACUCAGCUGACCGAUCAUCAGCUUCUCGACUGGCUCGACUACCUGGACGUGGAAGAUCAGGGCGAGCUGUACUUUGAGCAGGUCUUCAUCUUUAUCGCCAUUGCGCUCUCUGCCUACGGCAAGGUUCUGACAAAGUUCUGGUUCCGCCACUCGAGCGCUAUCUGGCGCAUGCUCCGCCUCGACUCGGUCCAGAUCACCACCGCAGACCUCGCCACACGCCUCGCCUACUUUCUCAAUAUCAGAGAAAAGGUCAUCCUCGUCGAGAUGCGCCAGACCAUGUACAACCCGGACGCUGUCACCUACGACGACUUUGACGCCUUUUACUUUUCCAUCUUUUCCCAGUACGACGCUGACUUUCCGGCCUACGAGGCCAUCCUCGCCCGUCCCGAGCCGCGCCAGAACGCCACCGAUCCCAAGGAAGCCCCCGAUCCGGAGCCUAACUCAAGCCAGUGCUGCUGCAUCAUCAGCUGAUGGCUUGUUUUCAGCUGUUCUCCACCACACCGCAGCCCGCAGGUGGCGUUGGCGCUGAUGCCAAGCCCUGUCGCGCGCGGAUUGCUCCAUAUCCACCCCACCCCACCCCCCUCCCCCUCACACACACACACUCUCAUACGCACACACACAAACGCACACCCAUUCACAAACACCACUUUACGACGCGCCGACUACUUGUCAAGGAUGGCCCCCUCCUCGUACAUGGCCUCGAUCUCGUCGGCAAAGAACUCAGCAGCGACCGAGCGCUUGAGCUUCUGCGUCGGUGUCGUCAGCUCGUCGUCGCCAAACUCACGCGGGUGGAGGUAGACGUUGAUGGGGAUCUCAAAGCCACGGAGCUUCGGGUGGCCGUCCUGGCCUGCGGCGCGGC